UUAGGCCGGUUUAUCGGUGAUAUGAGCCGAUUAAUCGGCCAGAUGGGUCGAUUAGCCGAGCUGCCGAGUAGGGGUAGGGUUAGGUUAAUUUUUCCCCUUUUGGCUUCAAAUCAUUUGAAAUUAGCACCGCUACUUGUAAAAAUAGAUGUAGGCUAAUAAUUGUAGGCUAAUAAUAGUUGUUGUUGCUAUUUUCAGGGAUGUCGGAGCGGCAAGAUCCGGUUUGGGUACACGGGGACAACAUAUAUCCCGGAUUCAAGUGCAAGUAUUGCAAGAAACAGUGGAAGGGUGGUGGUGCUACACGUUUCAAGCAACACCUUGCAUCGUGUGGGGGGAAUGUGCAAGGUUGUCGCACCGUUCCACCGGACACUGCCGAUUACUUUCGGCGUGAGCUAGACAAGGUCCAUGAUAAAAGAAAAGCAAGAGUAGCGGAAGAGGCACGAAAGUUGCAAGCGGCGGGUUCGCAUCGUGUUUCCGAUGAUGAUGAUGAUGCGGAGUUACAGGCCGCAAUGCGUGCGUCGAGAGAGGAGGAGCUUAGGAUGCGUGCUCGCGCGAGCGGUGGCACGUAUGAGACGGGUGGUGGCUCGUACCAAGGUGGUCUCCGUGCCGCGUUUGGGAGAAUAGGUUCUAGGAAGGAGAAGCCACAUAUGGUGCAGACAAGGAUUGAUACGGGUCCGUUCUCUAAGGCGGGAAAGAAUGCGGUCCAUUUUGUUGGUCAGCAGUGGGCUAAGUGGUUCCAUGCGGAGGCGAUUCCAGGGCAUAAAGCAAACAGUCCAUAUUUCAUCAAUGCAUUUAGAGAGACGCAAAAACAUGGUGAGUGUGGAUCCAAAGUUUAUCAUUGUCAAUCAAUGUCGUACAUUUCUCUCAUUCAUGUUGUACCUGACAUGUAGGUGAAGGGGUCAGAUAUCCGAAAGGAUAUUUGAUUGACAAUCGGUAGUUAGAUGAGAAUGAGAAGGAUUUGCAGGAUGAUUUCACAAAGUUCAAGGAGGACUGGCCAACAUAUGGACUUACCAUCAUGUGCGACUCACGGACAGGACCGACCCAAAUGUCAGUGAUUAAUUUCAUGUUAUUUUGUAAUGGUGUUAUGUUCUUCCAUAAAUCAGUGGAUGCAACGGGUAAAUCCCAGGAUGCGAAUUACCUAUAUAAGGUAAUUUCAUUAUCAUUUUAUGGUUGGUUGAAUGCUAUUCUAUGCGCCUCUUAUUGUUGUAAUUUGGACGAUGCUUGUAGGAAAUCAUGGACGUGGUCACCGAAAUUGGUCCAGAGCAUGUGGUCCAGAUUAUCACUGAUAAUGGUGCGAACCACAAAAAGGCAUGACGUAUGGUAGUCGCGAAGCACCCUACUAUUGUGUGGCAGCCAUGUGUCGCUCAUACCAUAAAUUUGAUGUUAAAGGAGAUUAGAAAUUUUCCUGAGCAUGAUGUUGUGAUUCAAAGUGCUAGACGGGUAUCACGGUUUCUUUACAACCAUAACAAGCUACAUUCCAUGAUCAAGGAGGCAAUUGGUGGGGAGUUGGUUCAAUGGAAUGCCACUAGGUUUGGAACAAAUUAUGUUUUCUUAGAGAGCUUUCUUCGUCGGAAGGACAAGUUCAUGGUGUGGAUGGGUUCUCAGGGAUUCCUACAAAGCAAGUUUAGUAGUAUGCCAGAAGGGAGGUACACUCAUCAAACCCUUACGAGCCUGUCAUGGUGGGAUGAAUUGAAGUAUGUGGUUGAUGCGACUGAGCCAUUAUUUGGUUUUCUUUGCUUCGCUGAUGAGGACAGGAAGGGAACGCUUAGUGAGGUGCUCCUACAAUAUACCUUAGUGAAAUCUCAGUAUGAAAGUUUGUUCCAAGGUCGUCCGAGCGAGUACAAAAAGUAUAUAAAGGUGAUAAAAAAAGAAUGGCGGAUCUUACAAAUCAGACCUACGUCAAUGGUGGUAAGUACUAUAGUUAGCACAGUUUCUUUAAAUGUUACUAUUAUGAAUCGGUACUAACUAGAUGUCACACAGCUGCUGCUUUGAACCCUCGGACACACUAUGCGUAUGGCACUACUGUUUCAGUGAUGAGUGAUCUUCGGCAUGCAUUCGAAUAUAUGACUGAUGUGGAUACCGCAGCCGCAGCACUGCAGGAGGUUGAGUUCUACAGAAGAAAGCAAGGGGAGUUUGGUAGACCUUUGGCUGAAAAAAUGGCGUACGAUCACAACACUUCGCCUGGUAAGUAAUUACCCGUUGUCGCAAGUACAUUAAGGCUUUUGUACGUCAUGUGAAUGUGCUACGUUUUGCAGCAUCAUGGUGGGACAUGUUUGGUUCAGACACUCCGACGUUACAAAAGCUUGCUUUGAGAUUGGUUUCACAGUGUUGUUCCUCUAGUGGUUGUGAGUGCAAUUGGAGCACAUUUGCUUUGGUGCACACAAAGGUGAGGAAUCGGCUGUCGCAUAAGAAGCUCCAUAAGCUUGUAUAUGUUAACUACAACCUGAGGCUACGCCUAAAGGAUGCAAUUGGGUUCACAAGUGUGCAAGGGGAGGAUGAUCCAUUUUCACAGUUGAUGGAAUUAUCCUUAUAUGACACAAACAAUCCAAUCCGUCAGUGGAUGGAAAUGGGUCGCUCAAACGCGGAUCCAUUGCUAGAUGAGGAGGACACCGAGAGUGACCCACCGUUGCCAUCAAGCAUCGUGGCUCAAGGCACUUCAAAAGACAAUUUGGUUAAGUGGACAAAGAAGAAUGUGGGGGACACUCAUGUUGGUAAGAGAAAGGCGCAGUUCGUACAACGAAAAACAAGCAAGAAAGGAAAGAAAGCAGUGGCUAGCGAUGAUGAUUCUGAUAGUGGUGAUAAAAGUCCACAAUACAUUGAGUCUGCCGAUAGCAGUUCGACGACGUCUUCUGAUGAUGGUGGUGGUGGUGGUGGUGGUGGUGGUGGUGGUGGCGGUAGCGGUGGUGGUGGUAGUGGUGGUGCUGGUGGGUCUCAGAUGGCUCCGAUACAAUUCACAGGGGAGUCCCAGUUCGAAUACGCUACACAAGACCAAGAUCACGGCGCACCUGAGGAGCGUAGGACCACUCACACAGGGAUCAGACACCAAGGCCUACAACAAGCAUAUUGGACCCCUGAUUCUAGCAACGAAAGACAAGGUUCAUCUUCACCCCUGCUUCCCUAUGUCAAUUAUCUGGUUGGUGAGGUAACACAGCAACCAACGAGGUGAGUGUACGAAUGGGAGGACCCUGAGUACUACCAAAUGUUGGUGGAGUCGUGGAGUACGACUUCUGCGUGGACCAGUCAGACUUGGGUAGAGUACAAGGCCCAGUUGAUGCGUGACCAAGGUAUUAUGUUGCUAUCAACGGAGGAGUACAAUAUGGCACAGGCACAAUAUCAGUGGAAUGCCCCGUGGGAAUGAUCUUCGACGGAGGAUCAACUGUGAACUAUAAAACAUGUAUCUGUAUCUUCGAUGUUGUUUGUGAACUAUGAAACAAUGUCAUGUAAUGUGUUUGAACUGCUAAAUGUUGUUAUUGGACUUGUGAUAAUGUUUGGGUCAUCUUUUGUUCAAAUUAUGGGACCUCAAUGUGCUUUAUUUGCAAAAAUACAUAUGGAUCGGUUUUGGAUUCUAUGCGGCCGGUUUAUCAGUCGUAUCGGCCGGUUUAUCGGCCGUAUCGGCCGGUCUAUCGUUUGGAAACCGGUUCGAAUUCAAAAACUGUCCAAACUCGAUUUCGGCUGGUUUCUACCGGUUUUCGCCGGUUUAUCGCGAUAAAUCGGUUAUCGGUGGUGGCCGGUUUUAGCCUUAGAACCGGUUUCUUAAACCCUG
Molecule: messenger RNA, 3760 nt
Organism: Zea mays
Lineage: Eukaryota; Viridiplantae; Streptophyta; Magnoliopsida; Poales; Poaceae
Exons: 2
Coding region: 2267-3163 (298 amino acids)
Molecular function (GO): protein dimerization activity
Source: RefSeq, a predicted model, not a curated record